This is a messenger RNA of Lachancea meyersii CBS 8951, 708 nucleotides long. NCBI's taxonomy places the organism in Eukaryota, Fungi, Ascomycota, Saccharomycetes, Saccharomycetales, Saccharomycetaceae. The record is from the annotation of a GenBank genome assembly.
AUGUCGUCUAUAGAGUCGGAUCUUGCGAAGUUUUCCACUUGUGAUAUAUCUGAUGGACUUCUGAACAAAUAUGGCGAUCCUUCGGGUGGCUUUCUGCCAAAUCUUUGUAAAUGGUCAGAUUCUGGGAAGGGUGUCCUCUUAGGGCGUGCUUACACUGUGUUGUUCGCACCAGUGGACGACCCAAGGCCCGAGAUCAAUUACGUCGACAAUAUAGCUGCAGGCAGUGUCGUGGUAAUCGCUCUUACAAUUCCUCUGCAGCUGGAAACCGCACCUUAUACUAGAGUCUCACAGGCUUUAUAUGGUGGUUUGAUGUCCCGCAGGGCUCAGUACCAAGGAGCAAAGGGCACUGUUGUUUUUGGUCGAAUUAGAGACGUUGAAGAGCAAAAGGCGCUUAGCUAUCCGGUUUACAGUUAUGCCCUGGGCACCUGCGCAAGCAAAUUGGCUGUCAAGCCAGUGGAGGUGCAGGUUCCUCUGCAAAUCUUGGAAUGUGAAUCUAAAGUACAAAAUAUACAUCCUGGCGACUACAUCUUUGGUGACAACAAUGGAGUCGUUCGUAUUCCUUGCGCAAGCGUCGAUAUGCAUGAGCUCAUCUAUUACAUCAAGAAAUCAAUUGAGGCUGACAAUUUGGUAGUUCAAGAUGUCGAAGCCGGCAAGCCUUUGAAAGCUUCGCAGAAAGAUCGUAGACAGGUGCUCAAGCCGCUGUUGUAA